AUGUGCGAGUGGUCGGCAGAAGCGGGCGAGCAAAAAGCGAGGCAAAAUGGGGACGGAGGCGGCCGAAUGAAGCAGCCCCAACCUCCACCCUUCGCAGAUGCCUUCGAUGAUUACAUGGCGAGGUCCCGCAGGAGCCCACUGAUGAGAGACCAGUGGAGAGCCGAAGAGGACGCUCGACAUAGGCCUGACAGUCGACACAGAACCGCAGACAAAUUUGAUCCAAGACCACCUUCUCCCCCGCCGGUGCGACGUGAACUCUCCAAAGACAGGUAUCAAGGGCGCGAAGUGGUUGGAACUGAGUCGUAUCGCCCUUCCAGAGACCGCGAGAGAUCUCGGGAAUCCAGGAAGCACAAACAUCGUAGAGCCUCGCCCUCACCUAGAAGACACACCAAAUCCAAACACGCCGAACCCAAACGACCACGACCCCUACCCCUGGCCCUGGAAGAGAGAAUCACGCACCCUCGAGAUCAGCCUGCCGUCAGUGCUAGCAAACGCAGGAGGACGCGCAGUCCUUCACUUGCCCGCAGUGAUCGCUACGUUCCAUCCUCACGCAGACACAGUCGCAGCAGGGAUCGUCCAGACCGAAGAGAUAGGCGUGCUGUAGGUACUGACCGCGCUUUCUCGCCCCGCAGACAUUCUCCUGCUCGCCCUGCUCGACCAGAUCGUCGACCAGGAACCCCGGCCUUUGAUACCUAUAUUCCUUCUCAUCGAAGCCGCGAUAGAUCACGAACCCCUCCCACCCGCUCCAGGAGAAGCAGGCAUUCCCGAUCGCCUCGGCAAGAAUCUCCUCCACACCAUCCGCGUCGUGAUAGAGGUCGAAACCCCGACCGUGAGCUGCGUGAAUUAUCUCGCACUCCGAUCCGGCGUAGGUCAUCUCGAUCCGAGUCUCCAGCACUGGAAUCAAGACCCAAUAGGAAGAUGCACUCGACUCAGAAGAUUCAGUCCAUCAUGGACGACCCGAACAGGCCACCUUCUCCUUCUCGACCGAUGGCACAAUAUCAGCAAGGCAACCAUGAUCCAAUGGAUGGACGACCUCCCAUGCGUGGUGGUUACUCUUCACAUAACAAUAUGAUGCAUCCAAACCGACCUCCCAGGCCACCGCCCGUAGAUACCCGUCAUUCCUUUGGCGGCUCUCCUGGCUUCGUCACGCCAAACAGCUCCUAUCACGGCUCGCCGCAGUCUGCAUCUCCAUUUGGCAAUCGAGGAGGCUGGGGUGGCCAACAGCAAUUCCAUGGUCCACAUGGACAAAUGCCGGCACACUCCCCUCCAUACCGCCAAAACAGCUAUCCUGGACCAGCCGGUAAUCCGAAUCCCUAUUACCAGAACCAGCAGGGCCAAUACGGCGGACCGCCCUCCCAUGGCUUCCAACAACCAUCCUAUCGAGGUAACAAUCCUUCUUACCGAGGAGGUCAUUUUCAGCAUCCUUCCGAUCGACGCUUUUCAGGCCCUGGCCCCAGUCCUCAGCAACAAUUCUCUCCUCCCUCGAGAGGUCGUGGUGGUCAUUUCAGCAACUUACAAUGGACCGCACCAGGUGCGAAACGAGCCGGCCCACAAAGCCAGAAUUUCAAUUCUAGCCAACAGAACUCCAUACACUCUUCUCCAGCCCUGUCUCACCGCGGAUCACAAGAAUCGUUCACCAACCCUGAUGAAGAUGACAAUCCCUUUCGACCUUCCAAAGAUCUGCAAGUGGAGGAUGAAAAGAAGAAGGACAAGAUGGCUCCGCCAGGGAGACAGCAGGGUAAUGACAACCAACAAAAAGAUGCUUCGAAAUUCUCCUUUGCAUUCAAAUCGAAAGCACCCCCUUCAGCUCCAGCUAAGCCUCCACCAGAUCUAUCAACCAGGAUGAAAGACUCUCUUCCUCCGCGGGUUACAGAUGGUCCGAAAAACCCGAACCUGCAGCCCAUCACCAAGUCUCGACUCGAGCCACGAAUUGAACGACCCGAUGAUCGGCAUGCUACACGCAAGGAUGACCAACGGGAUGGCAAGAGAAGCGAACAACGCGCUCGAGAUAACCAACAUCGACGCUAUGACGGCCGGCGCGAUGGCUUCCACAACGAUCGCCGGCCACCACGCUCUCCUUCGCCUCCGAGAAAGAAGAUCAAAAAGAUCAUCAAACCACGACCCACCGUUCCUGCCGAAAUGUCUGCGUCAGACUCAAUCUACUACCGCAAACCAGGUAACGAAUCUGUUGUUGGCGCAGGCACUUACGGUAAAGUCUUCAAGGCCAUCCACAUCUACACACGAGACCAGGUUGCCCUGAAGAAGAUCCGCAUGGAAGGUGAACGAGAUGGAUUCCCCAUCACCGCCGUACGCGAGAUCAGGCUACUUCAGCACCUGCGGCACAAACACGUCGUCGCGCUACAGGAAGUCAUGGUGGAGAAGAACGAAUGUUUCAUGGUGUUCGAAUACCUCAGCCACGAUAUGACAGGCUUGAUCAACCACCCCACCUUCACUCUCACCCCAGGCCAUAAAAAGCACCUCGCAAAGCAAAUGUUCGAAGGACUUGACCAUCUUCACCGCCGUGGCGUGUUGCACCGCGACAUCAAAGCCGCCAACAUCCUCAUCUCCAACACAGGGAUCCUCAAAUUUGCCGAUUUCGGCCUCGCCCGCUUCUACACUAAAUCCCACCAGAAUGACUACACCAAUCGCGUCAUCACCAUCUGGUACCGCCCGCCAGAACUCCUGCUCGGAGAAACCCAGUACGGACCCGCCGUCGACAUAUGGUCCGCCGCCUGCGUUUUUGUGGAGAUGUUCACCCGGAAGGCCGUUUUCCCUGGCGAAGGAACCGAGCUGUCACAGCUUGACAAGGUGUAUGCUAUGCUCGGUACGCCUACCCGCAACGAUUGGCCGCGAAUCGUCGAUCUCCCGUGGUUUGAACUUAUGCAGCCGGUCGAACGGAGGAAGCGGCAAUUCGAAUCUCAAUAUCGCGACGUCUUCACCCCCGCUGCCCUCGAUCUCGUGACCAAGAUGUUCCGAUAUGAUCCUACAAAGCGCCCGAACGCGGAGGAGGUGCUGGCGCAUCCAUAUUUCCUGGAGGAGCAACCGAGUCCGCAACAAGCCGUCGAACUAGAACAGAUCAAUGGCGAUUGGCACGAGUAUGAGAGUAAGCAGAUGAGGAGGGAGAACGAACGGAAGAGGAAAGAGGAGUAUACUCGGGAGCGGGAGAAGAGGAAGGCGAGGGAGGCGGGGUUGAGGGAGGGGGUUGUGGAGGGAAGUGGCGUUGUGGAGGGACAGCAGGAGAAGAAGCAAAAGCUUGGAGGGAGUAGGCCUGGCUCUAGGGACGAAGGUGGCGGGAGUGCGAAGACCACAAUGGCGGGAUCGCAUGCAACAUCUUGA
This is a messenger RNA of Endocarpon pusillum Z07020, 3336 nucleotides long. RefSeq lists its product as uncharacterized. Gene Ontology annotation, biological process: transcription elongation by RNA polymerase II; protein phosphorylation; positive regulation of transcription elongation by RNA polymerase II. NCBI's taxonomy places the organism in Eukaryota, Fungi, Ascomycota, Eurotiomycetes, Verrucariales, Verrucariaceae. The coding region runs from base 1 to 3336 and encodes 1111 amino acids. The transcript is spliced from 3 exons. Gene Ontology annotation, molecular function: ATP binding; cyclin binding; cyclin-dependent protein serine/threonine kinase activity. The record is from RefSeq and is a predicted model, not a curated record. Gene Ontology annotation, cellular component: nucleus; cyclin/CDK positive transcription elongation factor complex.